This is a messenger RNA of Saccostrea cuccullata (small rock oyster), 1799 nucleotides long. RefSeq lists its product as uncharacterized. Lineage: Eukaryota; Metazoa; Mollusca; Bivalvia; Ostreida; Ostreidae. The record is from RefSeq and is a predicted model, not a curated record. The transcript has 2 exons. Bases 174 to 1160 code for a protein of 328 amino acids.
UCCAAUGUUUCUUCAGCAUUAUAAGCGUGUGUUGUUUAUUGGUAACAGUACUUACUGUUGAUAGAUUACCAGAAGAUGGAUGGGCGUCUUACAGGGCGGUACACACCUGUGUGGAUUAAAACACAUAAAGACAAAACGACAGAAGAUCUCAAUAUUUAUUAUAAUACAGGACAAUGUUCACAUCGAUAUUUCUAUUAGUGAUUACUUAUUCCUUUUCAGGAACUUUCUGUUCUGCUCUCGUUGUCGAUGGCGGACAUGACCAUGGCCACGGAGGUCAUGAUACACAUGGCCACGGGGGUCAUGAUACACAUGGACACAGUCGUCCGGACGUUCAUGGACACGGCGGUCAAGAUACGCAUGGACACGGUGGCCAAGAUGUUCAUGGGCACAGUCGUCCAGGGGUUCGUGGACACAGCCGUCAAGAUAUUGAUGCAAUCCUAGGUCAAUUUGGGCAUGGACCCGGUGGCCAAGAUUUGCAUGGACACAGUGGUUAUGGGGGUCAAGAUGUGCAAUGGUUCACGGAAGUUGGCCCAGAUGGAAUACCUCGUGAAGUACAGUUAACUAUGGACGAGGUCCAGCGACGUCUCCGAGAUCAACAAGCUCGUGGAAUCACCGACACAAAGUACUAUGGACCAGAUGGUCUAGUGACAAUAGACAGGGGGCGAUUGAGGCCUGGGGAAUUGUUCCCUGGAACAGGCGACCCAUGGGUCAGGGAAACCUUUGAAGAAGAGAAAAGAAGGUUGGAACUGGAAAGACUAAGGAAAGAAAGACUUGAACAAGAAAGACGAAUAAAAGAGCUGGAAAAACGUCUGGCCAAUGAACGAAGACAAAAUACAAAUAGAGGAAGGCCAAUUAGAAGGAGGCCUAAUCGAGUAAAUAAUCGAAGACAAUUAAACUUUCGUAGAACACCUGGAGGAAAUACUCGCCGACGAACUGGGGGAAACACACGUGUACGAAAUGGAGGAAAUACACGCGGAAGAUCCUCCUCACGAGGACGGGGUGUCGCACGUGGGAGACCGCCAAACAGAGGUCAGGAAAAGAAAUCAGAGAAGAAAGAAAGUAAAAGACCAAGGGGUUUGAUUUCGCGCUGGCUAGAAUCCAACCGAAAGCUGAUGGAUAAAGUAACCGAUAGAAGGCCAAGAGGUUUUUUCUUUGGAUAAAAAUAAAAGGACAUGAAUGAAUGCUUUAAGACGAACAUCAUGCAAGAAAUUCAUAGUUGAUAUCGAAAUUUUAAUGUCUCAAGCAUCUAAAAGUAGAAUUUGUGCUUGUCGAUUAUAAUGAUUAUGAAUAAGUGAUUGAUUAGUGAAUAACCAAUUUGUGAUGACGAAUUGAAUGCAAAACAAUACACAUGUAAUUCAAUUUGAUAUAUUUUUACUUUGUAAGUUGAAAGACAUAAUUGUGAAUUGUCGAGCUACACACACACAAUCAAAUGUGGAAAUGGCGCUUAGUAAAAAUUUUCACCAAAAAUACCUGUUUAUUUGUCUCUUUUUUGCACAUGUCAAGGAGGGCUAAUUGUCACGAAAAGCUAAUUUAGAAAUCCGAUACGAGUAUCUAUUAACAAUGUAAACGUGGUUGCAAAUAUAGUCAUUAGUAUAACACGAAUAUUCUAGAGGUCUUACUGAUAAAAGGUUGAAUUUUUCUAUUUUAAAAUCAUAUUUUCAACUGUACAAAGGUUUCCUUAAAAGUAAUAUGCUCAUUUUGAUUAUACCGAAAUUGAUUCGUGUGUACUUUCACAGCAAAAUUAAACGUUUUCUUACCUUUCCCUUCCUUUGCGCUUCACUAAAAUUAUUCUUUAUGUU